Messenger RNA from Parnassius mnemosyne (clouded apollo), 5061 nucleotides. The record is from the annotation of a GenBank genome assembly. Lineage: Eukaryota; Metazoa; Arthropoda; Insecta; Lepidoptera; Papilionidae.
GCAGUCACCCAAGAAAACGUUGAUGCUGCGCGUAAGCUGAUUGAGGAAGAUCGACAUGUGACAUACCGCGAAAUUCAGGCAACUUUAGACAUUGGCAUGAGUCAAAUACAAAUAAUCUUGCAUGCACAAUUAGGUGUAAAAAAGUUGUUUUCCCGAUGGAUACCGCAUUCGCUUUGUGUAGAGCAAAAAGCGGCUCGCGUUACUUGGUGCGUCAGAACUCUCGAAAGAUUCCACACAGGAUCGUCAAAUGCUGUAUACAACAUUGUAUCAGGUGACGAAUCCUGGAUAUACGCGUACGAACCCGAAACAAUAAACCAGUCACGAGUUUGGGUGUUCGAAAAUGAGUUAAAGCCAAAAAAAUUGUUCGUUCACGAAGUGUUGCAAAAAAAAUGGUGGCCACGUUUGUCUCCGAAACCGGCCAUGUUACGACUAUUCCUCUUGAGGGACAAAGAACGGUUAAUGCAGAAUGGUAUGCUAGCAUUUGUUUGCCACAGGUCGUUUCUGAACCCCGUAAAGAGAACUGCAACUGCCGCAUCAUCCUCCAUCACGACAAUGCGAGUCCUCACACCGCACACAGAACAAAAGGGUUUUUAGAGCAAGAAAACAUAGAAUUAUUAGACCAUCCGCCGUACAGCCCCGACCUAAGCCAUAAUGAUUUCUAUACUUUCCCUAAAAUAAAGAAUAAAUUGCGUGGACAGAGAUUUUCAUCACCUGAAGAAGCUGUGGACGCCUACAAAACGGCCAUUUUGGAGACCCCAACUUCCGAAUGGAAUGGUUGCUUCAAUGAUUGGUUCCAUCGAAUGGAAAAAUGUGUCAAAUUUCGCGGAGAAUACUUCGAAAAAACAAUAAAUACAUUUUUAAAUAGUAAUGUUGUGUCACUUCCUUGAUUCCCGAAAUUAUCAGUGCCGCCCUCGUAGAGCAGAAAAGUCGUCACAACCAACAGACUAAUUAACAACGUACUUCUUUGUUUCUGGCUUGUGUAUUAAGUCUGCUGUCCCUAGCCAACCAACCCUAGCUAACCAUUAGGUGUACAUGUCAUGCCACCUUGUAGACUAUUAGAGUGACAAUUUACAUUUAGCUUUCUUUGAUUAGAAUUGGGUGCAGGUAUUCAUAAUGUAUGUAAUAUCUCUACCAAGAUAUUCUUCUGAUAUGUUUUGUAUAGUUAAUUGGGUAACAUAAUACACGAUUGUAAACUAUUAAUUUUUUCAAAUAAUAAUGUCCCACUAGAUUUCUUAGUGAUUCUUAACAGGACGAAGUGGUAAAUUAAACAUAAGAAUGACUUUCAAUAAGUAUUAUUUAUACGAGUACGUGGUAGAGCCACGCUGCAGAUAUAGCUAUAUAGCAAUGAUGCUGUGUUUGUAUAGUGAGUGUAGAGAACCGGAGACCUUUUUUACUGGAAACGGGACAUUCCAUCAUAGUCCUCACGGGUGACAACGCAUCUCCGUUUUGAUUCUUAAUAGAGUAUAAAUGAAGAUUUUAUGGGCUACAGCCCCCAGGUAGACUGUGGGCACGUUUAUCACCUUUAUAAUAUCUACAAAAUCUUUAUUGAAUUUAAAAAAAAAUCUAUUUCUAUAUAACCUAUCCAGAGAACUGAUUGACGAAAAAGGAUCUCUACCACUUAGUUGUUAGGUUAUUAUAUUACGUGUAUGUUUUGUUUGUAUGUGUAGGUCUGUCGCACGCGACGGAGGCGGACAUGGCGGCGGUGCGGCACGUGUGCGAGUGCGUGUCGCGGCGCGCGGCGCACCUCGUGUCGGCCGGCAUCGCGACGCUUCUCAACAAGAUGGGCGAACCGCGCGUCACUGUCGGCAUCGACGGCUCCGUUUACCGUUUCCAUCCGCACUUCCACGCGCUCAUGUGCGAAAAGAUCGCGCAGCUCGUGAAACCCGGCAUACAGUUCGACUUGAUGCUUUCGGAAGACGGUAGUGGUCGUGGUGCGGCGCUAGUAGCCGCCGUCGCUUGUCGCCAGAGUCAUAACGUCGCGUAACCGAACCACUGCCCAUUGCCCAGUGCUAGCCUUCACAUGCCGAGCCCCACGCCCAUUGGUACCGCACCGCGUCUACGAGCAACACACGGCUACCUGAUUUAUUAAACAAUAUCUCCGUAUUUUUCAAAUCCCCUCAAGUUAUAAGUUAAUCUUAAAGUGGGCUCUUAAGCUUUUAGUUUUAAAAGCACUUCAACCGCUUAUUGGAAUAACUUAAUUUUAUAUAAUUUCAAGACUUGUGAUGAGAUUACACUUCUCAAAAUCUCACUUAAAAACGGAGUAUCACGGUCAGGUGUUUAUGUCGCAAUGUAAACAGAAAUAAUCAUCUACGUUAGCAGCACUUUUAUGAAUGAUUUACAUUUUUUAUAACUUCAAUUACACUUUGUCUACCAAAAUUCUUAACAUUUGUCACGAAGUGUAAUUAGACUUAAUAUCUAUAUUGUUUUAUAAGCGAAUAUUUUUUAUCAUUCAUAAUUGCCGGUUGCCACAGAUUUAGCAAUUACAAAAUCGGUAUUUUGGGCACUAAAUUUACCUUCAACGUGUGGACCUUAACAAUAGACAAUGAGGUUUUAAAUGUUAGGCAUAUUGUAUAAAAAAUUUAUGUUUUAAAUGUAUUAUAAUGGGCUUAGUUCAAGCGUCUCGAUAGAAACGCAAGUCAAUCUCCUUUUCCCCGGAGCGUAUUGUUACAAAUGAAUUAGUAAGAUAGUAGCUAUUAGUUAGAUUUUUUUUAUGUUAGCUGUGUGCUUGGUUUGCUCUCUGUAAGGAAGGAAGUAACAGUAUUCAGAAAGAUUAACUGGUUGCAGUCAAAGUGAGCAGUCGUAUUCAAAUGAAAGUGAAAAUACAUUUACUUAAUCAUUGCAUAGAUAUACAGCCGCUGUGAAUUCUUUGUCUUGUGUGACAAAUCAAAGAUUUUCCACUUUAAUAUGCUACUAUUGCAAUAAGUUAUUGUACAUGAAAACAGUAUACUUACUUAAAGCAACAUUUAUAUUAAUUAUUUUUCUUGAUAAUACGACUUAGCCGAGCUUAAUAGGAUUGAAUCAAAUAAUAAAAUCCCAUAUUACAGUUGUCUUUUGCUAAAUUUAUAAAAGUUUAUUUUAAUCUAUAAAUAAUUACGAUUCAUAUUUACAUAUCGUGUACCGGUAUUUAUAUAUAUAUAUAUAUAUUAGUAGGUACCAAUAUGCUAAAACCAAACUGGUAACCGUUUAGCAGUUGGACCUUAAUCUUUAUUAUUUACUUAUUGGCGGAUGCGUACUAUUUAAGAUCGAGGGUUCGUGCGUACUUAUUAAAUUAUGAUCUUAGCUUAGUCUAGUCACAAAUGUUAAAUAUCGGUUACUUAACACAAUAUCGUUUGUCUGUGCUACAAUUUGAUUAUUAUUAAGUAUAAAUACUGCAGAAAUAAAACUGUUUGGACACAUAAUUAAUUAGGUGAGACAGUUUUCUUUUUUUUUUUUGCUUUGUUUAAAUCAAAAAACAAUAUUAUUUUAGGUAAAAUCAAUACUUGUACAAUUAAUAAAUGGAAUUUAUCUUCAUUUUUCAAUCAGAGCUUUGUGCCUCGCCUAAAUCUUGAUGUGUAUAUACUUUUUAAUCAACAUGGUAUACUUUAUACUAGCGGUUUUCUUUUUUGAAUUAGUAUCACAAGACUGAUUUUUGAAAGAUUGUAUUGUAUAUUAACUCGAUAUACUGAACAUAAAUUGAUCUUAUUGUCAGUCUGUUUAAAAGUUUAACCACGCGGCAUUUGCUCGUAAUUAUCCACGCCAGCACGCAGCACUUUUGCCAAACUAUUCGUUUUCAGUGACUAAUAAUUUGUUAUAUUAUUUUAGUUUUACUACGUUAUAAUGAAUUAUGUGUAAUAAAAAGAAAGAAAAACUAUGCAAAAGAUAAUUAAUAUAAAUAUCAGUAAAAUCAUUUUGAAAUACAAUGAAAAAUGUUAUAUGUAAUUACAAUUAUUUUAUUUAUUUAUAGAGGUAAUUUACACGUCUAUACGAAUGUUAUUAUUUCCAAGACCGAAAUUAUAUACCCUAUGUACAAAUAAAAUACGUUUAACUCUUUACACCUACAUCACACUAGACAAGUUUGUACCGAUAGCGAUACACGUAAGAAUCUCAGCAAUGCUGUUAUUAUUCCUUUGCGUGAGUUAUGUUCGAGUAUGGAUUCAUUAGCUUCAUUAAUUUGAUCAUUCCAUGUAAGGAUCAUUAAUUCGCAAUACACUAAUUGUACAUGUUUAAUUGUUUCGAUAUCUAUGUAAAUUAUAAACAUUAUUAUAAUUUCGAUUAUCAGGAUUCUGUAAAAUAAUUGUUAGUUAUAUGUAUUAAAUAUGUUUCGUUAUCGACUUGUUUGCAACAAGAGUGAUCGAAUUGAAUUUAGGAGACUUAAAGUGGGUGUUUUUAAUGUUUCACUGUGAUAGAACUAGGACUUACUGUAGCGUUGUUUACGUUUUGGUUUCAUUGUUUAUUUAAUGACGUAAAACUUAAUUGCAGUAUAUUUUCUUUAUAAAUGAUAAUUUUUGAAACUAAACUACCAACGAAAACUACUUCGUGAAAAUACCGGUAGUAAAAAAAAAUUAUCAAAUGAAAGCUAGUAGAUUGCCUCAACAUAGAAUUUAGCUGUACAUCAAUCAAUAUCAAACUCAUAAUAGUUCCUAGUUAUAAAUAGGUGCAUUUUAUUAUAAGUAACGCGUAUUUCAUAGUUUUGUUGUUGCAUUCUAUGUAACAGAUAGUUUGUGUUUUUAUAGUAAGUUUAUGGUGUUAUUUUUUGUCUAAGGAAUAGUUUCUACUUAAUUUAUAUAACGGAUUAACACCAUCGCGAACCGUGAGACCAAUUUUACAAUAACGUUUUCGAAAUUAAAGUUACAUACAGCACAACAUGCAAAGACAACCCAAAAAUUUAAAGCAUAUUUGCAUCGACACAGUAUCUGUGUAAAUAUUGUAAGAACACUAUGGAACAUUAACUGACGAUAUAUUAACAAAAAUCCUAUGUAUUUAUAUAAUUAGUAAUGUCGCACCUCGAGCAUUGUGGGUAUAGACUUAGCGUCAGUUAUUUGUAAAAUAUCGUCACAUACAAUACUCUAAACCACAAUUUGC